Messenger RNA from Brachypodium distachyon (stiff brome), 1786 nucleotides. RefSeq names its product serine/threonine-protein kinase PEPKR2. The coding region runs from base 164 to 1483 and encodes 439 amino acids. The transcript has 3 exons. Lineage: Eukaryota; Viridiplantae; Streptophyta; Magnoliopsida; Poales; Poaceae. Gene Ontology annotation, biological process: protein autophosphorylation; peptidyl-serine phosphorylation; intracellular signal transduction. The record is from RefSeq and is a predicted model, not a curated record. Gene Ontology annotation, cellular component: nucleus; cytoplasm. Gene Ontology annotation, molecular function: calcium/calmodulin-dependent protein kinase activity; calmodulin binding; ATP binding.
GCAAAAUCCUUUCUCGCAUCCUAGCUUCGUCUCGACGCAAACACAUAUCCGACCAAACCACAGACAGCGCCGCGGCCCGCACGUGCUCCCGGGCCACCACCGUCCCCGUCCCGAUCCGUCCCCCCACUCCCGCCCCCGCCGCGGCGCAAGAUCGGAGUUCCGGAUGGAGCCGCUGCCGCGGAAGCGCAAGGGCGCGCCCCCCGAGUGCUCCUCCCCCGCCGCCGCCGCCGCCGCCAGGUCCCUCCAAGAUGCGGCCCCCCGCAAGCGCGCCUGCCGCGAUCCGGUGCCGAAUCCGUGCGGCGUGGUGAUGACGGCGCCGCCCGCGAGCAACGGAGCCUCGGCGGCGGGGUGCGGGGGGCGCGGGGUGAAGCGGAAGGUCGGGUGCAUCGACUCCGCCACGCGGAUGGGCCGGCGGAAGCGGCUGGAGAGCGAGUACGACCUCGGCGAGGAGAUCGGGCAGGGCAAGUUCGGGUCCGUGCGGCUCUGCCGCGCCAAGAACGGCGGCGAGGAGUUCGCCUGCAAGGCGCUGCCCAAGAACGGCGGGGAGACGGCUCACCGGGAGGUGGAGAUCAUGCAGCACCUCUCCGGCCACCCGGGCGUCGUCACGCUCAGGGCCGUCUUUGAGGACGCCGACCGCUUCUACCUCGUCAUGGAGCUCUGCCGCAGCGGACGGCUCCUCGAUGAGGUGGCCAGAGAGGGGAGGCUCUCCGAGAGGCGGGCCGCCAAUGUGAUCAGGGAGCUCAUGGCCGUCGUCAAGUACUGCCACGAAAUGGGCGUUGUCCACAGGGACAUUAAGCCGGAGAAUGUUUUGCUCACCAAGGCCGGGAGGUUAAAGCUUGCAGAUUUUGGGCUGGCCGUGCGGGUCACUGAUGGCCAGAAGCUGUCUGGUGUUGCGGGGAGCCCUGCAUAUGUGGCACCUGAGAUUCUGCUGGGAAAUUAUUCAGAGAAAGUAGAUAUAUGGGCUGCUGGGGUGCUUCUACAUGUUUUACUGUUGGCCAGUCUUCCAUUUCAAGGUGGCUCUGUACAAGCUGUCUUUGAGGCUAUAAAAACAGCAGAAAUUGAUUUUCACAGUUGUCAAUGGGAAUCAGUAUCUGUUCAUGCUCGUGAUCUUAUAAGCAGAAUGCUGAAUCGAGAUGUCUCCUCGAGAUUAGAUGCUGAUGAAGUUCUGAGACAUCCUUGGAUUCUACUGCACAGCGAAUGCCAGCUGAAGGCUGAAUUUUCAAGUCUGUGGCAUGAUAACAAAACUACAAUGCCCAGGAUACAUCACGAGAGAAUUAGGUCAGAUUGCCAGCAUUUGUCUUCAGAAUCAUCGAUUGACGACUCUGAUGAGGCUGAUGAAUGUGGAAUAGUUGAUGCACUGGCGGCAGCAAUAACCCAAAUUAGGAUAUCAGAGCCCAAAAGGAGUCGGAUCUGCACCUCGGCAAUUCCUACCAAGCAGGAAUCGCCCUCUAGCUUAAAGGGAAAUGCGUGCACGGCUUUCUGAGUUUUGAAUUGGCCAGUGAUGCAUGUACAGCCUCUCACAUUGAAUGUUAUCUGAAUUCCUUAACCAAGGUUGAUCUGAUGCAAUCCAUAGAGCCAUAGCCCUAUAGCUCCUAUAGAUGAGCGUGUGCUCAUGUAACCGACCUCGCAAACUUGGCGAGGCUGUAAAUUUUGUAAAUAUGUUGUGCUAUUUCUGUAGCUGGGAGUUUACCAUUUUUUUUACCUGGAAAGAAGCAUGCUUUGGCUGCCAUAUUGAGAAUUGAUAUCAUGUUAGCAUUACUAUUUUUUUUAUAGGAUGUUAGUGUUA